CCGGGGCUGGCAGCUUGCAAAGGGGAAGCAGGCUGCAGCGCUGCACCGGCAGGUUUACCAAAGGUCUCUAAUGGGUAUUUUCUUUUUCUUAGCCCUGCCCCUGAAUUGUCAGACGGCGGGCGUCUGCCUCUGAAGUUAGCAGUGAUUUCCUUUAGAGCCCGGCCUUAUCUCCGGCUGCACGUUGCCUGGUGGUGACUAAUGACACAAUAACAUUGUCUGGGGCUGGAAUAAAAUUGGAGCUGUUUACCCCCACUCUAUAGGGGUUGAAUAUAAAAAGCCGGCCGAGAGAGCUGUCCAGGUCAGACGCGCUUCUGCCUCUGCGCUGAGACCAGCGCCGCCGGGUCCCCAGUCUCCACUGCGGUCCCCGCGCGCCACCACCGCCGCCGCGUGCGUCCUCCGACCGCUCCCACUGCCUUCUCUCCCGGCAGAAACUUCUUUCUCCCGAUUAAAGAGCACUCAGGCUGAAGGAUCACUUUGAGAUCUGAAUAACCCGAAGCGCUUGGAAGGAACCGAAGCCAUUUUUCUGCCUUUUUUCCCCCGCUUUAGGGUUUAGUUCGCAGGGGGAGGAUUUUGAUCCUUUUUUUUUCAGAAUGGAUUAUUUCCCCAUGAUUAUCGCUCUGCUGUUUGUGGCUUUCCAAGGAGCUCCAGAAACAGCGGUCCUGGGUGCCGAGCUCAGCCCGGGAGCCGAGAGCCAAGGGGAGACGCCCUCUCCCCGUGCAUCCUGGAGGCCCCGUCGGUCCAAGCGCUGCUCCUGCUCUUCCCUGAUGGAUAAAGAGUGUGUCUACUUCUGCCACCUGGACAUCAUCUGGGUCAACACUCCAGAACACAUUGUCCCAUAUGGACUUGGAAGCCCUUCUAGGUCCAGGCGAUCCUUAAAGGAUUUGUUUCCUGCAAAGGCAGCAGACCGCAGGGAUAGAUGCCAGUGUGCCAGCCAAAAAGACAAGAAGUGCUGGAGUUUCUGCCAAGCAGGAAAAGAAAUCGGCAGGGACCAAGACACUCUGGAGAAACGCUGGGAUAACCAAAAGAAAGGAAAAGACUGUUCCAAGCUUGGAGAGAAGUGUAUUCAUCGGCAGCUGGUGAUGGGAAGAAAAAUAAGAAGGUUGGAGGCCAUCAGCAACAGCAUCAAAACAUCUUUUCACAUCGCCAAGCUGAAAGCCGAGCUCUACAGAGAUAAGAAAGUGACCCAUAACCGAACACACUGAUGACAGGUUGGCCGAGCCUGUCUGAAGCCAUCUCGUCCCCAGGGAGCCCCGGGCCCGACGCUGCGCUCGCUUGGCAGGGGCUGAGAUCAGAGCAGAAGCCUCCUCUGUUCAGACCGUUCCUUACUGCAGACUGGCACAGGACCAGCACCCUCGCCUGAACAUUCCAGAAAAGGCUUAAAGAGUCCCCCAGCCGGUCUUCAUUGGCCUCCAUCAGUGCUAAGCGCGGCCGUCUGUCUCUCCUCCUUUGCGGUGAUGAUGGGCCACUCGAAGAAAGCAGAGAGAGACACGGACGCCACCUGCAAAUCAGGGUGGCCUCCUCCAGCCCAGAGGGAGGAGACGAGCUUCCGCGUGCGGGCGGAGACCUCCAAGAGGGUCCGGAGGCCGUGUUUUGUGUCCCACGCAGGCGCCUGGCGCAUUUCAGGGAGAAACACCCAAGUCCACACCAAGAGCUUUCCAAGGAAGGCCCAGACUGAAAAAACCCUCGAGGGACAAGCCCUCGAGUUAAAAAUGAACAAGACUUUGCUUUCUUCCGUCUCGAGAUGCAAAACCGAGAGAAACUGUUACUACUGGAAAAUCAGGAUGAGUUUCAUGAAUAUGAGUCUACCUCACCUCUGCUGCACUCCGCCUAAAGUAUUUCCUCACCUUUAAUUAUUUGCCUCCUCAAACGCUCCCCCCCACCCCUCCCCCCAAGCCCCCACACUAAAAUCCUAGCCUCGUGGAAAUCUGUCUUAUGUGUCAAGAGUAGAUAUAACACUUUCACGGUAAUCUACUAGCUCUGUUCCAUAAGAAAAAAAUAUCACUGAACCAGGAGAUUCCCAUGUCCUGAUUUUUGGAAACACAAGGGUAUACGGUUGUUGAUGAGAGCUAUGGAAGGGAAAACAUUGGUUAUGCUUUAAAGCAGUAAAAUUAUUUUCCUUUAUGUAACUGGCAAGUGGAAGAGGUUGGAUUAAAUUUGGAUGUACUUAUUUUUUUACAGAUAUUUAUAUUCAAACAAUUUAUUCCUUAUAUUUACCAUGUGAAAUAUAUGUCUGGGCAGGCCAUAUUGGUCUAUGUAUUUUUUUAAAAAAUGUAUUUCUGAAUGAAAUUGAGAAAAUGCUUUGUUUUGCCUAUCAAGGUAAUGACUUUAGAAAAUAAAUAUUUUUUUCCCCUACUGUA
Messenger RNA from Phacochoerus africanus (Common warthog), 2357 nucleotides. It is a transcript of the gene EDN1, whose product is annotated as endothelin 1. The transcript is spliced from 5 exons. The record is from RefSeq and is a predicted model, not a curated record. NCBI's taxonomy places the organism in Eukaryota, Metazoa, Chordata, Mammalia, Artiodactyla, Suidae. Gene Ontology annotation, cellular component: extracellular region. Gene Ontology annotation, molecular function: endothelin A receptor binding; hormone activity; endothelin B receptor binding. Gene Ontology annotation, biological process: vein smooth muscle contraction; intracellular calcium ion homeostasis; regulation of systemic arterial blood pressure by endothelin. The coding region runs from base 591 to 1202 and encodes 203 amino acids.